This is a messenger RNA of Amoebophrya sp. A120, 3453 nucleotides long. The record is from the annotation of a GenBank genome assembly. Lineage: Eukaryota; Dinophyceae; Syndiniales; Amoebophryaceae.
UGUUUGUUGUUUCUUACAUAAGAGAAGUAAAUCGCUUGAGAAGGGGUGACCGACCACAACGAGCUGGACCUGAUUGUCCCUCUAGCCUACGAAGAAAAAGCAAAACAGACGAGACCACGAGUACCAACAAGUCUACCGGGUUUACCAUUACCAUUACCUAUUCAAGCAGCUCUUGUUAAGGCUUACAGAAAUUAGUUCCUACCCUUGUUCCCGAAAGCUUAGGUUUGAAAAAAAUGGAAACAAACCGCGAGGGGGGUUUAGCUUGCACACUCUCGCAGUCGCUUGGAAUGGCCGAAGGCCAUGAACCCUGUGGCUGGGAAGCAGCCAGCGUGCGAGCUUGGGGGAGAAUGGGCAGCCGUCUUCGGCGGGGCUGCCGCGCUUCUCCUGCCGGGCUGGCAGGAGUCGGCCUCACGCUCUUGCUCGUUGAAAGCGAAUCUCUUUGAAGUGCCCUGCUUCUAUUGGAAAUGAAUUACUUGCAACGCCUUGGCAUAGAAAGCAUUUUGUUUGCUGUGCUAGUAUAUUGCAAGUAAUUCGUGUUCAGCGCCAGGUCGUUGAAAGCAACGCGCCUUCAAUAUAAGGGGUCGCCUAGCAGCUGCCACACUUUAGCCUUUCGGAAAUGCGUUCCCAAGGUUUGCCGGAGAAGUACUUUCUCGGGUGUGCGCAGACAUCCCAGGAGUUAGUAUUUGAUGUGGCGAAAAUCCUUGGGAACAAAUUGCUGGAAGUCACCUGCGUAAGAUUUGUGGUCCGAUCGGCAAUACCUAUUGGAGCACAAACCAUACGCAGGUGAGUUACGGAUAUUAGCUCUCAGGAUUUCCGCCGCAUCACGGAAUUCUUGACGCAGCGAAGAUCCUGGGAAAUAAUUUCUGUAAGCUACCUGCGUAAGAUUUGUCUUCUCACUGGUAAUACCGAUCUGGGCACAAAUCUUAUGCAGGUGACUUACAGAAAUUACUUCCCCGGAUUUGCGUGCUGCGUCUCCAAUCGCCUCACUUGGAAACGAGGAUCAUCAGUGUGUCCGAGUGUGGCGACUGGAAACGCAGUACGCAAAUCCCAGGAGUGCAUUUCUUUGAGGCACGAAAGCCGAAGCUGUAGGCGCGCGAGUUCUGCUGUGCUCUUAGGUAAGAAAGCUCGCGCAGCAGCUUUCCCCUCCUGGCCUUCUAGAAGCGUGCGUCUGAACACAUGCACAGAAAGAUCUACUUUUUCUUCUAGGAAGAAAACGCAAACUAGGGGGUUUGCAAAGGGGUCUUCAAAGGGGUCGCGCAAAGUGCCUUAAUCACGACCUAACAAAGGGUCAACGAAAGGGGUCAGCGAAAGGUUCUCUGGAAAGGGGUUUCCGCGAGACCUUUUCCAAAAGAAGCCAAGAAGACUUCUUUUAGAGUCUAAAAGAAAUCCAACGGAUUUCUUUUAGACUCUCAAAGGAUUUCUUCUAGAGUCUCAAGGUGCCUCAGAGGCGCCUUGAGAUACUAGAAGAAAUCCUGGGAACUGAUUUCUGUAAGUCCGUUGCGUAGGAUUUGCAGUCAGGUCGGGAUUACCGGUCGAAACGCAGAUCCUACGCAACCUACUUACAGAAAUUAGUUCCCAGGAUCCCACAUACAACAAUUCCUCGGAUGUCAGCUCACAUCCGAGAACUUCGCGGAUGUGAGCUGCCAGAGAACUUUCACACGCAAAGUGCCGAACUUUGGCGCUUUGCUCGUGAAAGUUCGAUCCGCGUGUCCAAAUGAGGCGAUGUAGAAAAAACACGGAAAUCAUGGGAACUAAUUUCUGUAAGUCGCGUGCGUAGGACGUGUCGUCAGACCGGGACUAUCUGUCGGUUUACCAUUACCAUUACCUAUUCAGGCAGCUCUUGUUUACCGAUAUGGACGGACACAAUACCGCUGCGGUACCAUCGCGACUUCGCUCAUGAUCGAAAAAAUGUUGCGAUCAUGAGCGAAAAACAUAGCAAAAAAGGGCGACGAAUCGCGACGGUGGCGCUCUGUUUGUGGGUUUUGGUAUCAUCGCGCGGCCACCAGUGGCGCACUUUCAGUAGCUGACAGGCCGCCGCUUUUGCGUGGUGAGACAGGCGUUGCGCGUCUUGCCCCCAGACACGCGGAUAAAGGUGAGCCCGGCUCGCAGCGUUGGCGCCCUUCCGCCCCGGAAGGGCGCAGUCCGGCAGCCCAAGUACUGGCGGGCGUUUCUAAAAUGCCUGGAACCGUUGGGCGGUGCAUCGCUAGCGGGCCUCAGCAAGCCGGAGCGUAGUGGCCCUGUUUCUCUUGAAAGAAGGGUGAAGCCUGUGCUGCCAGCGCCGGCUCGGCCGGCCGCGGAAAUUUGAUUGUGCGUCCACGCACGCGCUGCAGAGCCCCGCGCACACACCGCGACCCUCUGCGAAGCGCCGGCGCCGUUGGCCUGUGUGCCGGCCUGUGCGAUUUUUUGGUAUGCGCGCCCGGGUAGCAAGGCAGCGGACAAAAAGCCCUCGGCGGGCCGGUUCCUCCGCGGGGCCGGACCUCCGGACGGAGCUCUGCGGCCCGGUUGGCUUUUUGUGGUCUGCUCCGGCUAACGAGCUGGGUGCUCCGGUGCGAGCGAGACGCGCACUGCCGCGGUGCGACAACGCGCGUGCCUGCCCAGUUCAUAUUAUUUUAGAGUCAUGGUUGGCGCAGAGCCCGUGGGGCUCACGGCCACCGAGACCACCACGCGUUUCUUGGUAGGCAGGGGUGAAUGGAAGGCCACGGCCAGCAACCUCGGGCGCGCGGGGGCUGCUCGGGCCAAUUUUCGUCCUUUUGCUUUUAUUUGUUGCUUGGCGUGGGUCUAGCGGUAGCGACUGUGGCCUGACCCAGGCCCUCCUCCCCAAGAAUCGGCGCGCAACGUGUGUGUUGGGCCGGGCCGCCGGAGCUCGGCAGUGGCUGGCGCAUUGCAUGCGCAUUGCGCUGCGGAGGUGACCCAGCCCGGUGCAGUGCCGGCCGUCUACCUUUGUCAUUGUAGUCGUAUUAGGGAGCCGUGGCCCGACGCGAAGCGGAGUUUACCAUUACCAUUACCUAUUCAAGCAGCUCUUGUUUACCGAUACCGAUUAGAUGUUCACUAUAGCAGAUCACCGACGAACUUUUGAUCUCCACCAAGACUUAACAAGUUCAACGUUUGCGUUUACCGAAUUCCGAAAGAAAGAGAUAACAAUAGCUGACAGUGCGCAUUGGGAGCGACGCGCUAGGCGGGAAAUCAUGUUGUACAUAUUGGCCGCGCGUACAUGCUCAAAAACAAAAUCCGAUGCGAAGUAUGCAUAUGUAAAUGUUGGAACUAAAUAUAUCAAUGCAAUGUAAAAAUCAUCAUUUCGCCGAAAAGAAAUUUCAUCAGAAGCAAAGCCAUCACAAGUUGGCGCACCAGACACAGCACCCUGCGCGAUGCGGCGACCAGUCCUCUGGACAACGGUGUUUCACGCGGACAGACCGCGACCACCUAUUAAAGUUCAUCACCGAAAUUACAACGACC